Messenger RNA from Fusarium graminearum PH-1, 731 nucleotides. RefSeq lists its product as uncharacterized. NCBI's taxonomy places the organism in Eukaryota, Fungi, Ascomycota, Sordariomycetes, Hypocreales, Nectriaceae. The transcript is spliced from 2 exons. The record is from RefSeq and is a predicted model, not a curated record. The coding region runs from base 122 to 517 and encodes 131 amino acids.
CUUUAUUUCUAGACUCAUUUCUUCUUAGUGAGAAACCAUCACUUUGGCCUGCAUUCAUACAAUCACCAACUAAUACACACUUGUACAACCAGCCAGCGACUCUUUUUAUAUUUUAUUCAUCAUGUCUUCUAUGGAAAAGGACCGCGUCGACACAGACGACCAGACCAUGUCCAGCGAGGAAGCCCCUCGACGAGAGCGCCGCAGCAAGAAGAAGAGCAGCAAGUCUCGCCGACAAGGCACUCAGCAGCAGCAAGGAGGUGGUGGUUCAGGACCUCUUGACCAACUCCCUCUUGCUGGCGACCUCGGCAACACAGUCGGCGGCGUCACAGACGGCGUGAGCAACACCCUGGGCGGCGUCACGGGAGGCCUUGGAGGUCUCACAGGCGGCCAGCAGGGUGGCGGCGGUGGUGAUGCCGGCAAGGACACUCUUCGACUUCGCCUAGAUCUCAACCUCGACAUUGAGAUUCAACUCAAGGCUCGUAUUCACGGUGAUCUCGAGCUCUCUCUACUAAACUAAGAAGCUGGUCUGCCUUACUGGCUGCUUAUCGUUUUGUCUAGUUCAUGUCAUGAUGGUACCCAUGUAAUGUUAUGUUAGCUACUGUCUUUGCACAACAGCUCGAUCAACAAAUGGCGGCGCAAGAUGGUGUUUUUUUAUUAAAUAAUGAUGGUCUUUUUUAUAUACAUAUUUUGGGAGAUGGAAUAAACACAAUACAAUACGGUUACUACAACUA